AUGAAUACUUCCACUAAGGUAAUUGCUGUCUUUUUAGCUUGUUUAUUAAUCUUAGUAGGGAUUAGUAAUCUUUUGUCAGAUAACGAUCAAGAGCAACAUGUGGCAAAAGUUGGAAAGGAAGUUAUAUCACUGAAUGAAUAUAAGUCUCUAUAUCAAAGCUACAGUAAUGCUACUAGCUCUAGUGAAACACAAAAAAAGUUGAAAUAUGAUUUACUUAAUGCACUCAUAGAACAAAAAUUAUUGCUUAAUCUAACAAAUGAACUCGACUUAGAAGUUGGAGAAGAAUCAAUUAAAGACCAUAUUAAAAAUACAAAAUACUUUCAAAAUGACACAGGUGAAUUUGAUAAAAACAAAUUUAAUGAGAUGUUAAAUAGCUUGCAUAUCACCGAAGAAGAAUAUGUGUUAAAACUAAAAAGAAUCUUACCAGCGAUAAUGUUUAUGACUUCCUUAUUUAAAGAUAGUUAUCCAAUAACUUAUGGUGAGGAAAUUGAUGAACAAAUCUAUAAACAUCGUUAUCAAACUAGAGUAGUAGAUAUUAUAAAAAUAACUAAAGAUGCAGUUACUAGUAUUUCUGAACCUGAUAACCAGACUUUACUUAAUUUCUAUGAGAAGAACAAAUCUAAUUUUUAUUACCCAGAGUAUAGAACUGCACAAUAUAUUUCUAUAGGUCCAAAAUAUUUUGAAGAUCAGGUCAAAAUUUCAGCUGAAGAAGUUGACAAUGUAAUUGAACAACGAGCUCUAAAAGAUCAACGAGAUGUACUUAAUUUAGUGUUUUCCACUAAAGAAAAAGCUGAAAAGGCAAAAAAAAUGUUGAUAGAAGACAAAAGAAAUUUUGAACAAGUGGCAUUAGAAUUUGGUAAAACAGGUUUUGCAGAUAUUAGAAUCAAUAAUAUAACUAAGGACUUUCUGCCUCAAAAUAUGCAAGAUAUAAUCUUUGCUCUCAAGGAAGGAGAGAUUAGCGACAUUUUAGAAAGUAGCUUUGGUUGGCAUAUAAUUAAAAUAGAAAGUGUACAUCAAAUUUCGUAUGAAAAUUUAGUAAAACUAAAAGUAGAUAUUAAGUCAGUUUUAGCUAAUCAAAAAUCGUUUGAAAAGGUGA
This is a messenger RNA of Cinara cedri, 1096 nucleotides long. NCBI's taxonomy places the organism in Eukaryota, Metazoa, Arthropoda, Insecta, Hemiptera, Aphididae. The record is from the annotation of a GenBank genome assembly.